This is a messenger RNA of Caenorhabditis briggsae, 3717 nucleotides long. It is a transcript of the gene Cbr-spt-5, whose product is annotated as Protein CBR-SPT-5. The record is from RefSeq and is a predicted model, not a curated record. Gene Ontology annotation, molecular function: mRNA binding; protein binding. NCBI's taxonomy places the organism in Eukaryota, Metazoa, Nematoda, Chromadorea, Rhabditida, Rhabditidae. The coding region runs from base 1 to 3717 and encodes 1238 amino acids. Gene Ontology annotation, cellular component: DSIF complex. Gene Ontology annotation, biological process: regulation of transcription by RNA polymerase II; transcription elongation-coupled chromatin remodeling; transcription elongation by RNA polymerase II. The transcript is spliced from 8 exons.
AUGUCUUCUGACGAAAGUGAUGUGGCCUCAAUCAAAGAAGAAGAAGAUACUACUUUGAGUGACGACGACAACUCGGACGUGGAAAUCAAAAGUUCUAAGAAGGAUCGUAAAAGAAAAAUUGCUUCAGACAGCGAGAAAAGUGGUUCGGAAAACGACGAUGACGACGAGGAGAACGACGACGAUGAUGAAGAUGAGAACGUGUCCAGCAAAAAGAAAAACAAGAAACGGAAAAAGAAAGCUCCAUCUGGAAGAGAUUUCUUGGCUUGGGAUGUUGAAGUCGACGAUGAAGACGAAGACGAUGAUAAUGACUAUGACGACGAAGAUGAUCCAAGAAUGAAUGCCAUGAACGAAAGAGAAGAAGCAGAACGCGCCAUGAAAGAAAUGGAAAUGAAUCAAAGAAAUCGAGAUCGUUUCAAGUUUCAAAACAUGUCUGAAGAUGAAGUUCAAAAGUACUUCGAGAAUAAAUAUAAAGCUGACAAGAACAGCGGAGAUUAUGAUGAUGAAGAUUCAGCCAUGGACGAUAUUUCGAAAAAUUCGCAUCUUCCAUCGACAAAAGAUCCCAACUUGUGGAUAGUGAAGUGUCGCAUGGGUGAAGAGAAACUUGUGGCUAUGCAUUUGAUGCGAAAGUGCCUUGCGGUGGAAAACUCUAAUGAGGUAAAACAAAUGGUCCCAUUCCAAAUCAAGUCAGUCGUCGUCAAAGAGGGUCUCCGGGGCAUGAUCUAUAUCGAAGCUUUCAAACAGUCUCAUGUCAUGUCAGCUAUUGAAGGAUUUUCUGCUCUGAACCAGUUCAACAUUACAAUGGUUCCAAUCAAAGAUAUGGUUGAUGUUUUGAGAGUUGUUAAGGACAUUCCUCAGCUGAAACUAGGUUCAUAUGUUCGCCUGAAGCGUACUAUGUACAAGGACGAUCUCGCCGUUGUUGACCUAGUUGAUAUUGCGCAGAAUCGUGUCAACUUGAAGUUGAUUCCACGUGUGGACUAUCAGCGGCGCCGUGGAGCUAUGCGGACAGAAGCCGAUAAAACGUAUAAACUGAAGAGACGCCCUAUGCCAAAACUCUUCGAUCAGGAUGCCAUCAAGGAAGUUGGAGGAGAGAUUGUCACUGAUGGAGAUUUCAUUAUGUUCGAAGGAAAUCAUUAUCGCCGCGGUUUCCUUUACAAAUAUUUUCCUAUCAAUGCGGUUCAAGCUGAUGGAGUCAAACCAACACUUGCAGAGCUCGAGAAAUUCCAAGAGUCCAGCGACGAUCUUAAGAGAGAGUUGGAAACAACUUCGUUGAAGGACACUGAAAAUCCAUUCGUUCCUGGAGAUAUUGUUGAAGUGAAGGCUGGAGAGUUGGUAAAUCUGCGUGGUAAAGUGAUGACGGUGGAUGGCACUAAAGUGGUCAUGAUGCCUGAUCAAGAAGAUCUGAAAGAGGCUAUUACAUUAAAUGCUUCGGAGCUGAGGAAGUAUUUCAAGGAAGGUGAUCAUGCUAAAGUUAUCAGUGGUCGUUAUGAGGGACAAACUGGAUUAAUCGUUCGCGUCAAGGACAGUACCGCUAUUGUGUUGGCCGAUCUCGGAAUGGAAGAGCUCAAAGUACGUGUUAGAGAUUUACAGCUGUGCGCUGACGUAACGACCGGAGUGGAUUCUCUUGGACAAUUCCAAUAUCGCGAUCUCGUACAACUUGAUCAUACCGGAACUGUUGGAGUGAUCAUUCGCUUGGAAAAAGAGCAUCUUGAAGUUCUCAACAUGCACGGAACUGUAAAUCGUAUCAAACCACAAGCAAUCAUAUCGAAAAAAGAUGUCAGGUUUGCAAAAGUUCUCGAUAGUCAAAACAAUUCUGUGGAGGCGAAGGAUAUCGUGAGAGUGAUCAGUGGCGUCAAUUACAAAGAAAAUGAAUCUGAUGAUGAUCCAGUUGGAGAAGUACUCUAUGCCUUCCGUGGAACAGUUUUCAUAUACGCACGGAAAAUUGCGAAAAAUGGAGGAGUUUUGGUAUGCAAGCCGAAACAACUUCUUCUUCAAGGAGCUAAGAAAACUAGCAAUGCACCAAUGGUGGCUCGGAUGGCUUCACCAAAUCCUAUGGCAUCGCCAAGACACUCCGCUGGUGGAAUGACUCCUGGAUCGCAAGAUGGCAUGUCAAGUCGAGGAAGCGUAGGUGGCCAAACACCGAGACAAAACCAGAACCGACAUUUUGGAACUGCUAAUCAACAAAAAGUGCGACGUGAUUUGACUAUUAUCGGCAAAAAUGUUCGUAUCACGAAAGGACCGAUGAAAGGUCUUUUUGGUAUCGUUCGUGACGCUACAGAAGAUACAGUUCGUGUCGAGCUUCAUACUCAAUGCAGAACUAUCUCCGUCGAUCGUGCUCGUGUGAUGGUGGUCGGAGACACCGGAAUCACACAUACAAGCGGAGGAAGCUCGUUCUACAACACUGCCAAGACUCCAAUGCGCGAUUCUAGCAAAACCCCGAUGUAUGGUUCGAAGACCCCAAUGUAUGGAGCACAAACUCCGAUGUAUGGUGCUAUGACUCCUCACGCCGGAGACCGAACUCCUCAUUAUAGUGCAAUGACUCCGGCUUAUGACGGAGGAAGAACUCCAGCAUAUGGUGAUGGAGGGCGUACUCCGGCUUAUGGAAGCAAAACUCCAGCUUAUGGAGAUCAUGAUGAGCAUUCAUCUUCGCGAACACCAGCAUACGGUAACGAGAGUGGAAGAACUCCUGCAUAUGGAAAUGAAAGUGGAAGAACUCCAGCUUACGGAAGCGAUAGCUCGCGAACGCUCGCCUACGGAAAAGAGACGGGACGAACUCCGGCAUAUGGAAAUGAGAGUUCAAAAACUCCAGCUUAUGGAAGUGAUAGCUCAAGAACGCCAGCAUAUGGAUCCGUGGAUAGUGGUAGAACGCCAGCUUAUGAUCAAGAUUCUUCAAGUCAUUCAUCGAAAACACCAAGCUAUGAUUCGAGCAAAACUCCAGCCUACGGAAAUGACUAUGAGACUCCAAUGAGUCCAACGUAUGAACCGGAACCAGCAGACACUUACAACAAUGCACCUGCAAGAACUCCAGGAUUUGACUCUGGACGAACUCCGGGCUACGAAACUUAUGAUAGUGGAAGUCCAACUUAUGAUCCUGAGCCCGCUGCAGGUGCAGAAGAUGACAUCGGUGAUACUUCAUCACCGAGAUACGAUUCUCCUCCACUCUCGUACUCUGCACCGACCCCAGGAGCAAUGAUCAAUCCAGCCACGCCAGGAGCUUACCAUGUCAAUACUCCGGGACCAUUUGUGGCUCCUAUGACUCCUGGAAGUGGAGGAGGCUACGAUCAGUACGUAGCUCCCUCACCUUAUAUGGGAGGAGGUUACGACACAAACAACUACAGUAGCGCUGGCGAGGAGAAGAUCCCUGAUCAUUUCCUUUCUCAAGGUCAUUGGGUAAUGGCUAAUCUUUACGUUACGAUCAAAGAGCAUGAUCCAAGAUACAACGAUCGCGAGGCUAUAGUUCAGAAUGUGGAAAACGGAAGAGUUGAAAUCUACGUUCCUGAUCUCAAAAUCAAUCUCGAAGUAGAGUUUGAUCAGAUUCAGCCAACUAAGCCAGCAGCUGGAGAUUAUGCUCGAGUGAUUUUCGGAGAAGACGGAGGACAUAGUGGUCAAGUCGUUUCCAAGGAAGGAUGUGACGCUCUCAUUCGAUCAAUGACGGAUGUCCGUGAUAUGCGAAGUAUCAACAUCGGAAAUUGCUGCAAAAUGCACGAUGGUGGUUCAUAA